Triticum turgidum subsp. durum (durum wheat) is the source of this 2754-nucleotide messenger RNA. NCBI's taxonomy places the organism in Eukaryota, Viridiplantae, Streptophyta, Magnoliopsida, Poales, Poaceae. The record is from the annotation of a GenBank genome assembly.
AUGGCGGAGAUUGUGAUUUUUCUGACCAUUAAGAAGAUUGGAGUAGCCUUGGUGACUAGAGUGGUAGACCAGGCAAGCACACAGUUUGCGAAGAACAGGACACAACUGCUAGAGCUACAGGGCAACAUGGGCCGUGUUGCCAGUGAGCUUCACAUAAUGCAUGAUGUUCUGUGUCAAAUGGGCAUACAAAACCGUAACAAUCAAGUGUAUGAGGGCUGGUUGGAGGAGGCGAGGAAAGUAGCACAUGUGAUGGAGGAUGUAGUGGAUGAGUACUUGUGUCUAGUUGGUCGGGAACAUGAUAUAGGUUGUUGCUUUUUCCUGAAGAAAGGGUGCAAAAAGCCAAGAUCUAUGCUUUCUUUGAACCGGAUAGCUUUCAAGGUGAAGGAAAUAGAGAAAGACCUUUCACACUUGUCCGAGGCAAAAAACCGUUGGGUUCCCGUGACAAUUAAUGGGGAUACUAGCAACUUGAAUUAUAUUGUCAAGAGGUCCAAAGACCUAGCAAACUUCUCGCGUUCCCUUGAUGAAGAUCUAGUGGGAGUCGAUAAAAACAGAGAAAGACUUGAACAGUGGUUGGCAGGUGAUGAUUUGAAAUGCUCGGUGAUUGCGCUGCUUGGAAUGGGAGGGCUCGGUAAAACAGCUUUAGCUGCAAAUGUGUACAAGAAGGAGAGAGAGAAAUUCCAGUGCCACGCUUGGGUCUCCAUCUCUCAAACGUAUUCUAGAGAGGAUGUCUUAAGGAAUAUAAGUAAGGAACUUUCCAAAGAUAAUAAAACCAACAUUCUGUCAAACACUGCAGAUAUGGACAUCACAUGCCUUGAAGAGACAUUGAAGAAGUUUCUAGAACAACAUAAGUAUUUAAUCAUAUUGGAUGAUAUUUGGACUCCAGAAGCAUUUGAUGAAAUAUCUAGGGUGCUUGUUCAUAAUGAUAAGGGCAGUAGACUAAUAAUCACAACAAGAGAAGGCGAUGUUGCUGCACUGGCCUCUCGAGGACACAUCUUAACAUUGGAAGCUUUACCAGAAGACAAGGCAUGGGAUCUCUUUUGUAAGAAAGCCUUUCCAAGAGAUACAAAUCAUGAAUGUCCCGUGGAGUUGAAGUCUUGGUCUGAGGAAAUAGUUAGCAAGUGCAAAGGCUUGCCUCUUGUUAUUGUGUUAGUUGGUAGCCUUUUGCGUGUGCGUGAGAAAACCGUGGAAGAAUGGAGAAUAAUAAAUGGUCAGUUGAGUUGGGAGCUAAAUAAUAAUUCGAGGCUCGAUCAGAUAAGGAAUGUUUUGCAUCUAAGCUUCAUCUACCUUCCAACACACUUGAAAAGUUGUUUCUUGUACUGCAGCUUAUUUCCAGAAGACCAUCUUCUCAAAAGGAAGGAACUUGUAAGGUUAUGGGUAGCGGAGGGGUUCAUUGAGGGAAGGGGUGAAAGCACAUUAGAAGAAGUGGCAGAAUGCUAUUUGAAGGAGUUGAUUGAUAGGAACAUGUUACAACUUGUUGAGAGGAACUCGUUUGGUAGGAUUAAAGAAUUCAGAAUGCACGAUAUCUUACGUGAAUUGGCAGUUGACUUGUGCAAGAAGAACCGUUUUGGUGUUACAUAUGAGGAUAAUUGUGGGGGUUCUCUUGAGACGGAUGGACGACGAUUGGUAAUGCACAAACUAAAUAAGGAUGUUCAACAGUCAUUUUCUAGUAUACACCAACUUCGAACUUUCAUUACACUAGACAGUAGCAUGCUAUCAUCCACUCUACUACCUCUGCUAUGUAAGGAGUCAAGAUACAUGACAGUACUAGAAUUAAGUGGUCUACACAUUGAGAAGAUUCCAGAUGCUAUUGGUGAUCUUUUUAAUCUCCGCCAUUUGGGUUUGCGUAAUACAAAAGUGAAGAUGCUCCCAAAGUCUGUUGAGAAGCUUUCAAAUUUGUUGACGUUGGACCUUUCUCGAUCUGAUAUACAUGAGUUGCCUAGUGGGAUUGUGAAACUGAAGAAGCUUAGGCACUUAUUAGCUGAGAAAACAAUUGAUCCAUAUUGGAGAGGGUUGCAAUGUUGUCGUGGUGUGCGUGUUCCUAAUGGUCUUGGGAAUCUAAUAAAUUUGCAGACGCUGCAAGCAUUGGAAUUACAGGAUGAGUCUCUUAGACAUUUAGGGGUGUUGAGGCAACUAAGAAGCUUGAGGUUAUGGAAUGUGAAGGGAAUCUGCAGUGCACGCAUCAGUGAGUCUUUGUUUCAGAUGCAAUCUUUGUCCGACUUAUCCGUGAGUGCAAGUGAUGAAAACGAGGUUCUAUUGUUGAAUGUCCUCCUGCCAAACCUGCAAAAGCUAUGUUUGAGGGGCCGACUAGCGGAAGGGGCAUUGGAGGAGUCUCCUCUCUUGCAAGCUGCUGGGGGCAAGAACCUGCAUGAAUUGGUUCUAUCUUGGUCACAGUUGAGAGAAGACCCUCUGCCAUCUCUUUCUCACCUGUCAAACUUGACAUUUCUAGAUUUCACCAGAGCAUAUACCGGAGAGCAGCUGGCAUUUUUCACGGGGUGGUUUCCGAAGCUAAAGAUUCUCUAUCUAAUAGAUCUGCCUAAUCUGAAUCAGCUACAGAUACAACAAGGUGCCAUGGCAAGCCUGGAAAGAUUAUACUUAAUCAACCUCAGCAGCUUGAUGGAGGUCCCACCUGGCAUUGAGUUCCUUAUGCCCCUGCAGCGUCUAGUUUUUUAUGAAAUCAGCAGCGAAUUCUUGAUGCUGUUGCGCCAAUUUUCUGCAAUUGAUGGGACACAAUGGCAGCAUACUCUCCGUCGUUGA